Salvelinus sp. IW2-2015 is the source of this 1639-nucleotide messenger RNA. Its product is annotated as myocardin-related transcription factor B. Gene Ontology annotation, cellular component: nucleus. NCBI's taxonomy places the organism in Eukaryota, Metazoa, Chordata, Actinopteri, Salmoniformes, Salmonidae. Gene Ontology annotation, molecular function: transcription coactivator activity. The record is from RefSeq and is a predicted model, not a curated record. Gene Ontology annotation, biological process: smooth muscle cell differentiation; positive regulation of transcription by RNA polymerase II.
CUCAUGACUGUUCAUUAUACCUGGCCCGUAGGUAGCUGAGCUGAAGAUGGAGCUGAAACUGCGAGGUCUUCCGGUGUCUGGCACCAAGACUGACCUGAUAGAGAGACUAAAGCCUUAUCAGGAGAUCCCCAGCAGCCAGGCUGCCACUGCCAUGGUGCUGACAGGCUACACAGGGGCCCCACAACCUGAGAGCAUGAGCUCCACACCUCCUGUGUCCCCCGCGCCCUCGGAGGUCUCCAGCCUGGGCAUGGAGGAGGCUGGGAUGCCAGGAGCUCUUUCCCCAGCUCGGCCCACUCKUUCUGGGUCGUCUCCCCACCAAGGCCGCCUGGAGGACAGCCCAAUGGAGACCAGAACCUCAGKGAAGGACCAGCGACUGCACGAGAAGGAGCGUCAGAUCGAGGAGCUGAUGAGGAAGCUGGAGCAGGAGCAGAGGCUGGUGGAGGAGCUGAAGAUGCAGCUAGAGGUGGAGAAGAGGGGUCUGCCCAGCCCUCCAGCCCCCAUGGCCCUGGCCCAGGUCAAAGAAGAGGGCAGGGCCGCCUCAAACUGCUCUGCCUCUGCYCAUAGCCCACUAGCAGUGGUGAAACAGGAGGAGCCCAGCUCAGGCCAGGUYCAGACYUCCCCCCUGCCUCAGUUCUUCAUCAGCCACCAGCAGGUGCKUCAGGUCCUCAGACAGCCCCAGCCUCAGACRUCGCUYUCUGGCCAGCCUGGYACACAGAUCCUGCUGCCUGUCUCCKUGCCCACCAGCACUGCCACCAURCAGCUACCGAACAACAGCAUUAAGCUGCAGGUCAGAGAGCCSGUCCUYCAGACCACAGUUAGCACUACAGCUCCAGGCCUCAUCCAGAAAACAGAGGCCUCAGCACCCCACCACCACCAACACACCACCCAGACCCAACCCAUGGCACAGACGACAGUCCCACUGUGCACCACCACCACCUCAGGCUCUGGGUUCCAGUUCAGAGCAGGCCCAGGUCAGACAGAGAUCCCCCAGUGUUUCCUAAACACUUCCCCAGGGAGCAGGUCCCCUGCCAGGGCCUCGUCCAACCAAGCAGUCCCCAAUGGUCCAACAAACAAGUCCCCCUCUGCCUGCCAGCCCAACUUCUCAAACCACGUCCCCAGGAAUAAGGACCCGCCACGCUACGAAGAGGCUGUUAAACAGACGCGCAGAAUGCAGACUGCUGCACAGGUACCCACUGCAAUCAGCCAGCACAUGGACGACCUGUUUGACGUGUUGAUCGAGAGUGGAGAGAUCUCCCCAUUCAUCAGACAGGACCCUUCCUUUCCAGACAAGCUACUUCCUGUGACCGCCAGCGUAACCACCCUGCCCUUCAACACYGUGCUAUCCCGCCCCCCGCCCCAGAUCCAGGUGGCCCGCCCACCCGCCCCCACCCUUAACCCACCGGCCCCACCCAGCCUGACAGCCCUGGCCAUAGACAACCAGCUGGAGGCCUUCCUGGAAGGCACACACCGAAGGGAAGACAGAGCACCAGUACACGAGGGAGAAGAGCUCAAAUCAGCUGCGGAGCCUCCCCCCACACGCCCACCAUGGACCACGGCACACCACAACGGUCAACAAAUUCAGUGCACCGCCCUCCAGCUUACACCUGGACCACACCAACCUGGACAAACCAUGGAGUGA